GAAACAAAGAAUUCUCGAACGCCUUGCACUGGACACUUUUUAGAUUUUCACCCAACCUUACGGGGGUUUCCGUGAAUUGAGCGAUCAGUAUACGCCUCACGGUAUCAAACUAGAUUAUCUCCUGCCCAUAGAGAAUCUUAGAAAUAGGUGCUGACUGUCAAAAUGUCGUCGUCGAAGAAGAGGGGCAACAUCUACCUAUCUGGUGCAGGGCCUAGCGCAUGGCAUGAGGAAUAUCCCGUAGCCAAGGGAAAGCGCCAGUCGCCCGUCGACAUCAACACAAACAAAACCAAGUUCGACCCGAAGUUGGCAGCCGAUCCUCUGACUAUUCGCUUCAGCGACAGCUGUUGUCAGAGCAUCGUUAACACCGGAAUCUCCUUCCAAGUCACCUCGAAUGGGGCAGGAUGUGAGCUCAGUGGUGGUCCUUUGGACAGCACUUACCAAUUUGCCCAGUUCCACGCCCACUGGGGGGCUUAUCUGAAGACCACGGGGUCUGAACACACCGUGGACGGAGUCUCCUACCCCGCAGAGCUUCAUCUGGUGCACUGGAACACUAAGUACGAUGAUUUCAAGGAUGCUGUGGACAAGCCUGACGGACUGGCUGUGAUCGCUGUCUUCUUUAAGAGAGGAAAGGAGCACCCAGGCUUCGGGAAGAUCCAAGACUUGUUCUCGAAAAUUCCCGCCAAGGGCGCCAAAGUGAACAUCGACUUCGAGUUCAAUCCAGGCUUGUUGAUGCCGCCAGAUUCCGAAAACUACUGGACUUACCUCGGGUCCCUGACCACGCCUCCUCUGUACGAAAGCGUCACCUGGAUCGUCAUGAAGGAGCCUCUUGAGGUUUCUGUGGAACAGAUUGCCAUUCUGAGGACCCUGCUAUGGGAGACUCCUAACGGAGUUUCCCAGAUGUACAACAACUUCCGACCUCCGGUGCCUCUUCGAGACAGGGUGAUCAGGGCUUCUUUCGGUGGGCGUUCAGCCGCCGGCGCUAUGAUGGUGGCGGUCCCGGCUUGGGCUUGGGGCGCUGUAGUGGUGGGCCUAGGUGCCGUGACUUACACUCUGAGUAAUAUGUCACUCUGAGUCAUAUGUGCUGAUGUG
Molecule: messenger RNA, 1089 nt
Organism: Branchiostoma floridae (Florida lancelet)
Lineage: Eukaryota; Metazoa; Chordata; Leptocardii; Amphioxiformes; Branchiostomatidae
Product: carbonic anhydrase 2-like
Exons: 7
Coding region: 163-1071 (302 amino acids)
Cellular component (GO): cytoplasm
Molecular function (GO): zinc ion binding; carbonate dehydratase activity
Source: RefSeq, a predicted model, not a curated record